Molecule: messenger RNA, 1173 nt
Organism: Sorex araneus (European shrew)
Lineage: Eukaryota; Metazoa; Chordata; Mammalia; Eulipotyphla; Soricidae
Gene: GFRAL
Product: GDNF family receptor alpha like
Exons: 7
Coding region: 1-1173 (390 amino acids)
Biological process (GO): nervous system development
Cellular component (GO): signaling receptor complex; external side of plasma membrane
Molecular function (GO): signaling receptor activity
Source: RefSeq, a predicted model, not a curated record
AUGCAGCCGCUGCCUGCUCUUUGGGGAGAAGCAGGUUCGGCCACGGCGCUCCCCAGUCCUGCCAGCCCGGCCCUCAUGAGGGCCCAGCGGCUGUCCCUGCACGUUAUGGGGCUCUUCUUGGAAAAUGAAAGCACUUCCCCCACCACUGAUUGCUCAGACUUAAGAGAGCGAUGUCUCAGUGAUGAACAUGGAUGUAAGCAUGCAUGGAGAAUGAUAGAAGAGGCUUGCAAUGUUUCAGAUCCAGGUAACCUUUGCAAGAUAAUGGAUUCAGCAUACUGUGAUCUGAACAUCUGGUCUUUUGUGCAAACUUACACUCAAUUCAAUGACUGUCUCUGCACGGGUGCUCUCCACUGUACUAGUAACAAAUUGUUUGGGGAGAAAUGCAUCAAUAAAUCAGAUAAAAUGAAAGAAGAUAUGUUCAAGUGGAAUCAAACUACUCUUUUGUAUCAUGGAGUCAAAGAGAUCCAAUCCUGUCUGGAAGUGGCAAUGGCUUGUGUAAGCGAUGUGGUUUGCAAUGCACAACUGGCCCCUUACCUUAAAGCUUGCUCAGCAAAUGGAAAUCUUUGUGAUGUGAAGCAGUGCCAAGCAGCCAUACGGUUCUUCUAUCAAAACAUGCCUUUUAACAUUGCCCAGAUGUUGGCUUUUUGUGACUGUGCUCAAUCUGAUAUACCUUGUCAGCAGUCCAAAGAAGCUCUUCACAGCAAGCCAUGUGCAGUGAACAGAGUUCCACCCCCAACUUGCCUCAAUGUAAUUCACAGCUGCCGAAAUGAUGAAUUAUGUAGGCAGCGCUAUAGAGUAUUUCAGUCAAAGUGCUGGCAGAAUGUGACUAGACAGUGUCAGGAAGAUGAUAUCUGUAUCAGUACCUUAAGCAAACAAGAUCUCACCUGCUCAGGAAGUGACGACUGCAAAGCUGCUUUUAUUGGAACCCUUGGGACAGUCCUUCAAGUGCAAUGCACCUGUAGAACCAUUACUCAAAGUGAAGAAUCCACGUGCAAGAUUUUCCAGCAUAUGCUUCAUAGAAGAUCAUGUUUCAGCAACUGUAAUGGAACGGGUGUGAUGGAUAACAAUAAAGCUGUUGAUUAUCAAAUGCAUCUUAGGACAAGCAGAAUAGAAGAAAGCCCCUUCUGGGAUAGCUGGCAGUUUGGUGAUGAUUUGAAAGUCUUCUAUGAUUGA